This is a messenger RNA of Colletotrichum scovillei, 2659 nucleotides long. RefSeq names its product sodium/hydrogen exchanger family protein. Gene Ontology annotation, molecular function: sodium:proton antiporter activity. Bases 702 to 2522 code for a protein of 606 amino acids. The transcript is spliced from 3 exons. Gene Ontology annotation, biological process: regulation of membrane potential; sodium ion export across plasma membrane; proton export across plasma membrane. Gene Ontology annotation, cellular component: plasma membrane. The record is from RefSeq and is a predicted model, not a curated record. Lineage: Eukaryota; Fungi; Ascomycota; Sordariomycetes; Glomerellales; Glomerellaceae.
CCUCUCUUCCCCCUUACAUCGUGAACUUCCUCACCCAAGACUUCCCACUCGGCCUACCUAUUCACUCGGCCGCCCGCAUCUGCGCACCGCAUUCGGAAAUCAUUGGGCAGACAGAAGCCCAGGACCCCUCCAGAACCGCAAGACGUGCAGACCGCCAUCUCUUGGUCGCAGAAGAAUAUCCAAAGAAGCAACCAUCAUCGCCACGAAAGCUGUUGAUCCUGUCUGGCCUCCCAAUGACAGUCAGCCACGCAAGCGCCGCAACUCUCCUUCUCGUCCACGACGCUUCGAACCCCGCGAUUCGAUAACAAUCUUCUACCUGCUGUUGGCUGGAAUAGACUGCACCUCGGAUCGUACCGCACGAAAACCUUUGGUUUCCGGCCUCCUUCGGAUCCGAAAUCAGAAGAACCUCCCUAACCGUAGGGCGCGCGCGUUCUCUUUAUCGCCCUACCUGUCGUUUUGUGUUACCGAGAGAUAACCCGCCACCUUUCGUGAUUCAGAAACUUGGCGAACCGGGCCCUAGUCGCAUUUCCGUGCGCAUUCAUUGGAUCAUCUCACCUACGAGAUCGCGGGGCCUACAACGCAAACUCGCACAAAGUGUGGAGGCUUCCAAGCUUUCCAGGCCCGACUAGACACCUUGGCGAAAGCUUGAGUACUUCUCGACUUUUGGAAGCAGAUCUCACGUUUGAGAAAGGCCGCCCAAGAUGCCUACCCUCGCGCUCACAAACUUCAAUAUCCUCGUAGGCUUGUUAGGUGGCUGGAUCUCGCUGUUCGGCCUGGUCUCAUACUUAUGCAAGGAGAACUACUACCUCUCCGAAGCCCUGAUAUCCCUCCUCGCGGGCGUGGCCUUCUCCCCUCCUGCAGCAAACCUCAUCAGACCGCUGGAAUAUGCCGGCACGGAAGAGGAUGUCGAGAGCGUCACCCUCGCCUUCUCCCGCCUUGUCCUCGGCGUCCAGCUCGUCCUCGCCGGCGUCCAGCUGCCCAGCAGAUACCUCCGUACGCAGUGGAAGCCCAUGGCCCUGCUCGUCGGGCCCGUCAUGACCUGCAUGUGGCUCGCAACGUCCCUCCUCGUCUGGGCCCUGGUGCCGCAUAUCCCCUUUUUGCACGCCCUGGCCGUCGGCGCCUGCGUAACGCCCACGGAUCCAGUGUUGUCCAACGUCAUCGUCAAGGGCCGCUUCGCAGACCACAACAUCCCUACGGAGCUGCAGAAUCUCAUCAUCAGCGAGUCCGGCGCUAAUGAUGGGCUGGGUUACCCGUUCCUGUUCUUCGCCCUGUACCUCAUCAAGUACAUCGGCGACGGCGGCAAGCAGGUGUCUGGCGGCGCCGGCUUGGCGAUGGGGUUGUGGUUCGGUGAAACCUGGGGCUAUACCAUCAUCCUCAGCGUCAUCUACGGCGCCGUUGUGGGAUGGCUCGCAAAGACGCUGCUCAGAUGGGCCGAGAAGCGCAAAUAUGUCGACAGGGAGAGCUUCCUCGUCUUUGCAAUCUCCCUGGCGCUCUUCAUCGUCGGGACGUGCGGCAUGAUUGGCAGCGAUGACGUGCUCGCGUGCUUCAUCGCCGGCAACGCUUUUACGUGGGACGACUGGUUCCGUUUGGAAACCGAAGACGACUCCUUCCAGCCGACGAUUGACAUGCUCUUGAACGUCACCAUCUUCAUGUGGUACGGCGCCGUCAUCCCGUGGAACGAGUUCCUUCACAACGACGUGAUCCCCAUCUACCGUCUCAUCCCUCUUGGCAUCUUGGUUCUGAUUCUGCGACGCCUCCCCUUCGUCUUUGCCAUCCACCGCCUCAUACCCCAGAUCGAGCAGGUGAAGCAAGCCAUCUUCGUGGGCUUCUUCGGCCCCAUUGGAGUAUCGGCCAUCUUUUAUCUCUACGUCACAGUCGAAUUCUUGCAUACGCUGAACGAGGGCGAUGAACCUCGUUCGGAUGUUGCUCACCUGCCCGAGAUAGUCAGAGUCGUUGUCUGGUUCCUCGCAGUCUGUAGUAUAGUGGUCCACGGGCUGAGCAUCCCGCUUGGCAAGCUCGGCUAUUACGCUCCACGCUCGCUCUCUCGAGGCAUCUCAUUCAUGAGCGGCGAAGGCGACCCCGAGGGUGGUCCUGAGACCCCUCGACCCGCGUUCCGCAUCCGUGGCAGAGUACUGUAUCCCUUUGGUCGUUCACGAUCCCAAGGUAUUGAAGCAGCGACAGGCUCAGGCUUCAAUAUCGAGUCGCGGGCACAGUCACAGUCACAGUCACAACCCCAAUCCGACAUGGAAGGAGCCAAUCGGCCCAUCUACAGAAUCGGCGGCUCAGUCAUCCCUCCGCAGCCUGCGAGCGCGGACGAGCCGGGCGCGGCCCCUCCUUGGACGAAGCGGGCCGAUCAACCGGAGCAGCCAAAACGUUCAGGCCCCGAAGACGGAGCACUCGUUAAUGGUUCUCAGACAAAAGUGGCUGAUGAGCAACAACAGGUGCAGACGCCACCGCCACCACCAGAGCUCCCAAGUCGUACAAUCCGGUUUCCGGACGAGACACCCGCAGCACCUCGGUGAUUUGCAGAAGCAAAAACAAACCGUGAGGCAGAAGAUUUCGUGUGAUGCAGAACUAUCUUUCUGCAACUGCAGAAGCCUUCUUUUGACUUAGACGUGAGACAAUCAGCCCACGCGGCGGACAGAAUUCCGGAUUACCA